AAUAAAUGAACUACCAUGAAUUUCUCAUGUGUUGCAGAAUUCAAUUAUUUCGAUACUCCAGAAUAUUUAUCAUUACUUAUGCACAUUGUUACUAUAGUAUCAAUUCCAAUUCAUUGUCUUGGCCUUUAUUGUAUUAUUUACAAGACUCCUGAACGAAUGAAAACAGUUAAAUGGUACCUGUUCGCCUUGCAUUCUUGGAUUGUUGUAUUUGACUAUUCAUUGAGUCUUUUAGCAGUUCCAUUUUUGCUUAUUCCGAAAGCUGCGGGGUAUCCACUCGGACUGUCUAAAUAUACAGAUAUUUCUUUGGCAUAUCAAACAAUAAUUAUUUUGAUCCUUUUUGCGUACAUGGUAAUAUCCAUUGUAUCAAUAUUUGAAAAUCGAUUUUUCAUAAUUUGCACAUUUUCAUUUAAACACCACUGGGUAUAUUUGAGGCGUUUAUGGUUAGCUGCUCAUUACGUCAUCGUAGUAUUUUUAAUGCUCCCUAUGGUAUUCCUUGUCCCUGAAGAAAAUAUUGCUCAGCACAUUUUCGAGCAACUUCCAUGUUUACCUAGCUAUAUUUAUAAUGCUCCAGUGUUUGUUUUUACUGAAGAUAUUACUUAUCACUUUAUCAUAUCAGUCAUAUUUGUUGUUCUUUGUUGUCUUGAAAUUAGCGUAUUUGUUGGAUAUCUUGCCUCAAACAGCUUGGAGCAAUUGAAGCAAAAACGGAUGUCCCCGAAAACAUUUCAACUUCAGAAAAAGUUUUUUAUAGUCCUAGUCAUUCAAAUGUCAAUUCCGUUGAUAUGUUUUCUAUUUCCACUUAUUUCUGCAGCACUGUCAGUUUUACUCAAUUAUUACAACCAGGGAAUGAUUAAUACUGGACUUAUAAUAGCUUCAUUGCAUGGAAUUGUUUCAACAGUCACUAUGCUUCUACUUCAUAGACCAUAUCGGAGAGCAGUGAAAGCAAUUUUCUAUAAAUCUGAAAUGAGCAACCAGACGGAAGAUUCACAAAGUCGGGCUUUCAAGCUACGGCAUUUUAAGACCUAUAAGACAGCUAUCGCUUAG
Messenger RNA from Caenorhabditis elegans, 1041 nucleotides. It is a transcript of the gene srh-194, whose product is annotated as Serpentine Receptor, class H. The record is from RefSeq and is marked reviewed. Bases 16 to 1041 code for a protein of 341 amino acids. NCBI's taxonomy places the organism in Eukaryota, Metazoa, Nematoda, Chromadorea, Rhabditida, Rhabditidae. The transcript has 3 exons.